Messenger RNA from Dentiscutata erythropus, 768 nucleotides. The record is from the annotation of a GenBank genome assembly. NCBI's taxonomy places the organism in Eukaryota, Fungi, Glomeromycota, Glomeromycetes, Diversisporales, Gigasporaceae.
AUGGACAAGAAAAUUGAUAACGAGAAAAAUUAUUUUGUUGAUACAUCAUUAGCAUAUGUGAAUGAUAAUUUGAAUGAUUUAACAGAGUUGUUGACGAGUGGAAACCAACAAAUAGAUUCUGCUAUUCAAAGUACGCAGAAUCACCCUAUAUUUAAACUCAGCAUUAUAGAUUACACCGAAUUUUCUGAGGUUGAAUUAAUUGGAAGAGGAGGGUUUUCUAAUGUAUUUAAGGCUACUUAUAAGAGUAGCUUUGUCGCCCUUAAAGUUGUUGAAGGCUCGAAAAAUAUGACUUCAUAUUUUCUAAAUGAGUUAAAAUCUCAUCAAACAUGCCGUUGCACUGGUGCAUUUUUAUAUUUUUACGGAAUUUCCAUAGAACCAUCAACAAGAGAUUAUAUUCUUGUGAUGGAUUUUAUGCCAAAAUUAGAUUUACGCAGAAAUCUGACCCAGAGAAAAGAGAUGAUUGUCCUUCAAGAAUUAAGACCAACCAUCCCAGAUAACCUUCCGCAACGUUAUGUUAAUCUUAUGGUACGAGCGUGGGAUCAAAAUCCCAUGUUGCGACCAAGCGCAGAAGAAAUCCUUUCUGAAUUGUGGGAUUGGUAUGUCGAUCCCACAAUUCAAAAGCAAUAUGAUCAAAUUACAAUAGCCGCAGAUAACGCUCUAUAUAAUCCCGAGCUAUAUACUAGUAAAUUUAUUCGUACUAAUAUUACGCCCUAUCAAGAACACACCUACUAUCAAUUGAAAUUAAUAUUUGGUGUGGGCUCUUUAUAG